AUGCUACGCGUUGACACAACACUGCGCACACUCGACGAAGACGCGCCGCUCUCACCUACACACCUCGUAUCAGCCGGCGGUGCGAAGAGUAGGCCUAUCACGAUGGAAGAGUCUCCAAGUGCUGGUGGCGAUGGUGCGAGCGUGGGAGUGGGCGGCGGGUGGCGCGGGCCGAAACGGACGUCGUCGAUUCACUCAUUCGCGUCGAGCGCUGCUCCCAACUGCUCCCGGGAGACCGCGAUCAGCGCCGGUGGUCACUCACGCGGCAGCAGCAUCCGGAGCCUGAUGCCUGGCAUCGAAAUGAGUGCCCAUGGACAGCCUGUUGCGCUCGAGCUGGCCGAAUCCGAGUUGACGGACAUCCGUGCCGUCGCCGAGUUCGCGAGAGCCGGUAGUCCGAACUUGACAAGAUUAUUGGGCGAUGAGGCCGCAAGGGCAAGAGGAUCGCUCGUCGUGGCGUGUUGUGACCCACAACGUUGA
Molecule: messenger RNA, 474 nt
Organism: Peniophora sp. CBMAI 1063
Lineage: Eukaryota; Fungi; Basidiomycota; Agaricomycetes; Russulales; Peniophoraceae
Source: the annotation of a GenBank genome assembly